UACAUAUGAGGAAUAUUUAUUUUAAAUAGAAACUUAUUUCUUACUUUUGUCCAUCAGAGCUCAGUGAGUAGAGAAAACAAGAGCGUCGCCCUCUGGUGGUCUCAUUAAGCAUUACAUGAAGCUAUAAUGACUAAAUCAGCACCUUCCCAACACUUUUUAUUUGCUUCUCAGAGCUGCUAAAAAUAAAAGUAACAACAUCAAAAGUUUCUAUCACAUUCUUUAUAGAAAGUAAGAUUUUUUAGUUUGUUUGAAGUUCAUAAAGAAUAAAACUGGUCAGAUUUAGAUUAAAAAACAUCAUAAAGAAAAAAGUAUUUUACUUGUUUUUCGUGGCUUUUGAAGAGACCACCUAAAAUAAUAAAAACAUAACAGAUGUUAUGUGUGUUUAUUAGUCCCAUUCUGAACACACAGGUGUGUUUUAUUCUGCUCCAGCAGGUGGCGCUAGUGCACCUUUACGCUGGUCACCGACCACAAGAAGAAGCAGAAACAUGAAGCUGCUAGCAGAGCUAGCUUGUUGUUGUUCUGGUGAGUGAGGAGAAUAUUUGAGGCUCUGCAGUAAAAAUGUCUUCACUUCAGUCUCUGGGAGAGUUGAUCAGCUAAAGCGACUAACUGCUGCUGCAGAAAUCUUCUCACCAGGCUGUGGAAACUUUCUUCUCCUCCUCAACAACUUGGUGGAGUUCUUUCCAGAACCAGAGAAGAUAUUCUGCGGUCUUCGUGACAAUCGGAGCUCCAGAAUCAGGUUGUGGGUCAAAAAAGCUUUUUUCUAGACUUCCUGCCCUCUGGAUCUGCUGCUGUUCCUUUGGUCUCUCUGAGAAACGCGCUCGUUUUGCUGCUUUCAUCAGAUUGAAGAGGUUCCCUCUAUCAGACUCGCUCUUCUGAGUUGGUCAUGAUGCAGGAUCGCUGCUCGCUCUCUGAGCCAUCCUGCUCACACUCUCCGACGGAAAAGCCCCGAGUCUGAAUGUGACUCUGGAGGAAAAAGCGGUUAGCUCUACUCCGUGAACUCUGGUGACCAAAGGUCCUCUUUUCCAGACUGGAUCUGUCCUCAGCUGAUCAGAACCCAAGCGUUGGAUCUUUAAUCUCCUGCGUUGUUCUGAAGCAGCAUCUUAAUCAGCUCUCCUGCUUUGUUUCUAUUGCAGCUGUUAGCUAAACACGGCUAAAAAACCCUGCUACCACUUCAGGAUCAUCCAUCAGCUGGGACUGAUUCAUCGUGUGUUCUUCACCACCUGGACCUGGACAGCAUGGACACCGCUUUUCAACAGGUGGUGCUGGUUAAAGAAGAAGCUCAAGAAGAACAUAGUGCUGGUGUCAACCAGCAGGACUUAGAUUUUCUCCACAUAAAGGAGGAAGAGGAGAAACUCUGGCCCAGUAUGGAAGGGGCGCAUCUCCAUUUGAAGGAGGAGACUGAUGCUGCUAGGUUUCCAUUCACUGUUGCUUCUAUAAAGAGUGAGGAUGAUGAAGAGAAGCCUCUGUUCUCACAGCUUCAUCAGAAGCAAAUAGAAGACAGAGAUGUUUCAACCAGCAGCUCAGCUGACCAGACGACGGCAGAAACUGGUGGAGUAGAAACUAGCCGGAACCCAGAUCUGAACCCUCAUGAACUGACUCCUGAUUCUUCAGAGACUGACGUUGGAGAUGAUGAUGAUGAUGAUGAUGAUGAUGAUGAUGCAACUCUAGACUCUGAGAUGUCAGACUCUGGGUCUGAAACUGGAGACCGAGACAAUGACUGUAAUGAGAAUAGGUGUUCAGAGUCAGAUUUUAGGACUGUCAACAAAUCCUUUAGUCAUAGGACACUUUUAAACAGUCACAUGAGAGUCCACACAGGACAGAAGCCUUUUGCUUGUGAGCUCUGUGGAAAGAAAUGUAGCUUAAAGUCUGCUUUAAACACACACAUGAGAGUCCACACAGGAGAGAAGCCUUUUGCUUGUGAGCUCUGUGGAAAGAAAUUUAGCUUAAAGUCAGCUUUAAACAGACACAUGAGAGUCCACACAGGACAGAAGCCUUUUGCUUGUGAGCUCUGUGGAAUGAGAUUUAGCCAAAAGACUAAUUUAAACAGGCACAUGAGAGUCCACACAGGAGAUAAGCCCUUUGCUUGUGAGCUCUGUGGGAUUAGAUUUAGUGAAAAGGGACAUUUAAAAACACACAUGAGAGUCCACACAGGAGAGAAGCCCUUUGCUUGUGAGCACUGUGGGAAUAGAUUUAGUGAAAAGGGAAGUUUAAAGAAACACAUAAGAGUCCACACUGGAGAGAAGCCCUUUGCUUGUGAGCUCUGUGGCAGCAGAUUUAGUGUAAAGGGAAGUUUAAACAAACACAUGAGAGUCCACACUGGACAGAAGCCUUUUGCUUGUGAGCUCUGUGGGAGUAGAUUUAGCCGAAAGACACAUUUAAACACUCACAUGAGAGUCCACACAGGAGAGAAGCCCUUUGCUUGUGAGCUCUGUGGGAAUAGAUUUAGCACAAGGUCACAUUUAAACACACACAUAAGAGUCCACACACGAGAGAAGCCCUUUGAUUGUGAGCUCUGUGGGAUUAGAUUUAGUGAAAAGGGAAGUUUAAACAAACACAUGAGUGUCCACACAGGACAGAAGCCUUUCGCUUGUGAACUCUGUGGAAAAAGAUUUAGCCGAAAGACACAAUUAAACAAUCACAUGAGAGUCCACACAGGAGAGAAGCCCUUUGCUUGUGAGCUCUGUGGGAGUAGAUUAAGUGAAAAGGGACAUUUAAACAAACACAUGAGAGUCCACACAGGAGAGAAGCCCUUUGCUUGUGAGCUCUGUGGGAGAAGAUUUAGUGAAAAGGGACAUUUAAACACACACAUGAGAGUCCACACAAGAGAGAAGCCCUUUGCUUGUGAGCUCUGUGAAACGAAAUUUAGCCAAAAGACAAAUUUAAACAGACACAUGAGAGUCCACAAAUGACAGAAGCCUUUUGCGUGUGAGCUCUGUGGAUGAAGUUUUGGCCGAAAGAAAACUUUAAACAAUCAUCUAAGCGUCCACUAGGGCUGAACGAUCUAUUGAAGGGGUCUCCAACCUUUUUUGGCCCGUGAGCUACUUUUACACAAUGAAAGUACGGCAGAGUUACUGCCAUAUGAUUUAUUUACAUAGAUACUUUCCAUGUGUGAAUGUGCUUAUGUUAAAAAUGCUAUACUUACUAUAUUAACAUGCAUUGUACUCACAAGUUGAUUUCUCUGUAUUUCAGUACAUCAGCAUACCGUAAAUCCUCUAAUACAGGCCCGGGCCUGUAUUUGACUCAUGCUCAUCAAGCUCCAGGCCUUUAUUGGAAGGAGGGCCAGUAUUAGAGGCAGGCCUCUAUUUCUAUUUGAGCAAAAUGAACUAAUGGUUCGCUGGAGUUUUUGACAAUUAAAAUUGCGCCCACAUUUUCAAAGUUAAACACAUUUCUUUUAACAACGGUAGUUUCUGCUUCAGCCAUCUCCCCCCCUCCCCCUGCUUCAGCCCUCUCCCCCCUCCCCCUGCGCAGUGGCCGCAAACUCACUGAUGCGCCUGCAGCCUCUCGGAGUUCCUGCUGCUCUAAACAUUAAAAUAAUUAUUUCAUUUUCUGUUCCUCACUUCUGAUGACCUUCAGUGGUGUCUGUUUGUUGCAACCAACAGGUACAAAAACUAACUUGUUUUUAUUUGACUAUUUUUCUGUCCUGUCUGUUUAUUAUCUUCCUGCAUCUCCUCUCAAUCCUAAAGAAAAACUGCUACCUGGGUUCAUAUAUAUUCACCACAUGAGUUACCUUUGAACUGCAGUUCUAAAAGAUCUACCGAUCGCAAAAACAGCGGAGCGCUCGCUGUUUGGCGGCCGUAUCAGUGAUCAGUGCGUCGGAGGACAAGGUGAUGCGCGCAGCGCCCCGCUCCACAGCAUGCAGCGAAACGCAUCAGGUGCAAAUAAAAGACAGAAAACAUUAAAGGAAAUGAACUGACAUGAACGAUCGCGUGUUAAAUUAGUUUUUGAGGUGGCGACACCUGAUUGUUACUGUGGCCAUGCUCAGGAGGCAGAUCUACCGACCGCGAAAACAGCGGAGCGCUCCCUGCCUGGAGGCCGCAUCAGUGAUCAGUGCGUCGGAGGUCAAGGUGAAGCGCCCCGCUCCACAGCAGCGAUACACAUCAGGCGCAAAUAAAAGACAGAAAACAUUAAAGGAAAUGAACCGACAUGAACGAUCGCGUUUCAGUACCUACGGUCUGGCACAGCGCGUUGCCCCCCACCCCCCGAGCGCGGGAGCUUGUCAGCUGCUGACAGCAGGCUGCUGUCUUUUCCGAGGGCUGCAUCUUGCCGGUCAUUAUCACGUGACCGCGACUAGUCGACGACAGGCAUAAAAAGUCACUAUAGUGAAGUUGACUAGUUCAUACAACCCCUACUGCUGCUCCCCAGAGUGUUCUGCAGCAUAAUCAGCACGUUCUCUUUGAACUUGAUAGUGUAAUGACCUGGCUGGGGUUGUAAGCCAGGUGCAUUCUGGGUAUUGUGUUAUAUGUGUUUCCUAUCGUUCUGCUAGUUCCUAUGUGUUGAUUUGCGUGUUGUGUUAGUGUUAUGUAAGCCACAGGGAAGGUGAUGUGUGUUCUGUGGAGCGGGUUGAAUUAGCAUGGUUAACUGACACCGUAACUCUGUGUGGUAGGAGCGUGAUAGAGGAUCGUGUGUGUAGCGUUACAAAGCGUUGAAGAAAAAGCCUAAUAAAGGUCUGUGUGAACCUCUAUUGCCUCCUGCUGGUUGAUUUGGGGACUCUAACCCUGCCGCUGAGACGCUCAUACUUGCUUGUUACCACAUUCCACCCGGCCACAAUAAGAGACCGGCCAUUAUUCACCUCCACUGACUCCAACACCGGUCAAAAUUGGAGACCCGGCCUUUAAUUGAAUACCGGCCUGUAUUGGAGGAUUUACGGUAUAUAUUUUUUAAAAGUAUAAGUAAACUAGUGACAUUCUGAAAACCAAAUUAAACAAAACGUAUUUAGUUUGUUAAACUAAUCAGAUACUUUCAAAUAAUGAAUAACAAAUCUACUUCAUGUGAAUGAUUUGGUAAUUUUUUUAGAAGGUUAGUAACAUAACUUUUUAAGCAAACAGGAACAGCUAACCUGUAAAGCUGAUGGUAUUUUAUAUAAAAUACAAGCUAAAUGUGAUGAAAACACAAAAGUCUAAAUAGUUUGAAUUGAAGCAAAAAAUGUUAAAUCAGAAAUAAGACUUGUUCCUGCUCUCCUGAUGUACUGAAUAAUUUUAUGGGGGUUUUUUUGGUCAUGAAAGUUAAGUUUUGCUGCGUUUAUUGCUGACAAUAUGAAGGUUGGAGGUUCAUCCUUUUUUUCUGCAUCUUGUAGGUUUUUUUCUCCGCAGGUCUGAAGGCUGUGUGUUACACAGAGCAGAGAGACAGAGAGCAAGGGACCAGAACCAAAAGAAAUGAUGACAUCACACCAAUCUUAAAAUAUUUACAUUGGCUUUCAGUAACUUACAGGAUUGAUUUCAAAGACUUUUUACUUACUUUUAAAUCAUUAAAUGGCCAACGACCUCUGUAUCAGAAUCAGAAGUUUUUAUUGCCAUAUGUGUGCCAAGUCACAACAUUAGGAAAUUGCUGCGGUAUUUUGGUGCAGCGGGUAAGAUAGAAAAAAAAUUAAUUAAGAGAUAAACAAAUAUAAGAACUAAUAAAACACUCAUGAUAAAAAUUAUUAAUGUAAAAAGUGGCAAUAAUUAGAGAAGCAACUAUCUACUCCGUGUAGGUAUUAAUCUGAGUAUUUGUUGAAUGGUUCAAGCUUAGCAUCGGGUCACGUGACUGGGACCAAUCAACUUGAGUGGGCUGCCCUAGGAUUUCCAUUCAAAAGUCCAACUGUAGAGGGGAAGAAACUGUUUUUGUGGCGAGAGGUUUUGGUCCGAAUGGAUCUGAGCCUUCUGCCAGAUGGGAGCGAGUCGAAGAGACUGUCCAGGGUGAGACGAGUCAGCUAUUAUCCGACCUGCACGCCUCAAUGUCCUAGAGGUGUACAGAUCUUGAAUGGAGGGGAGUUUGCAGCCAAUGACCUUCUCUGCAGAGCGCACGACACGCUGCAGCCUCUUCUUGUCCCUGGUGGUAGCUCCAGCGUACCACACGGUGAUGGAGGAGGUGAGGAUGGACUCGAUGAUAGCGGUGUAGAAAUGCCUCAUUUACUGUGGUGAUAGGUUGAAUUUCUUCAGCUGCCUCAGGAAGUACAUCCUCUGCUGGGCCUUUUUUCUGAUGGUGGUGAUGGUGGGCUCCCAUUUGAGGUCCUGGGUGAUGGUGGUGCCCAGGAAGCAACAUAAGUCCACCAUCGUGAUGGGAGUGUCAGACAGGUUUAAGGGGGGGAUGGGGUGUGUGUGUUUCCUAAAGUCCACAACAACCUCCGCUGUCUUCUGGGUGUUUAGCACCAGGUUGUUGUGGCUGCACCAGGACACCAGCCGUUCAUCCUCCAUUCUGAAAGCGGACUCAUCCCCAUUAGAGAUGAGUCCGAUGAUGGUGGUGUCAUCAGCAAACUUAAUUAGUUUGACAGACUCAUGCUUGGAGGUGCAGCUGUUAGUGUACAGGGAGAAGAGCAGAGGGGAAAGAACACAGCCCUGUGGUGAGCCGGUGCUGAUGGUCCGUAGGUCCGAGACAUUCUUCCCCAGCCUGACUUGUUGUUUUCUGUCUGUCAGGAAGUCAGUGAUCCACCUGCAGAUGGGGUCAGGCACGUUCAUCUGGGACAUUUUGUCUUGGAGGAGGUCUGGCAGGAUUGUGUUGAAUGCAGAGCUGAAGUCCACGAACAAUAUCCUGGCAUAGGUACCUGGGGAGUCCAGAUGAUGCAGGAUGAAUUGUAGAGCCAUGUUGAUUGAGUCAUCUACAGACCUGUUUGCUCUGUAUGCAAACUGCAGGGGGUCCAGGAGGGGGACUGUGAGGGUCUUGAGGUGGGGGAGAACUAGGUGCUCAAAUGACUUCAUGACCACAGAUGUCAGAGCCACAGGUCUGUAGUCAUUUAGUCCAGUGAUUCUUGGUUUCUUGGGGACAGGGACUAUGGUGGAGAUCUUGAAGCAGGCAGGCACAUGAGAUUCCUCCAGUGAGGAGUUGAAGAUGCUCGUAAACACUGGGGCCAGCUCUUCAGCACAGUGCUUUAGAGUGGCAGGAGCCACGCCAUCAGGGCCCGGGGCUUUUCGUGUGUUAAGAGACCUGAACUGCUUCUUUACUUCUGCUUCAUGAAUGUGUAGAUUUGUGGUGGAGGUGUGUGAUGUGAACACCUCAUGAGUGGGGAGUGAGGGUGAGGGUGAUGAAGGUAAAUUCCACAGUGAUGGUGAUGGCUCUGUAGUGGGGAGUGGCUGACCAAUGUCUCUAUUGAUGGGGCUGGACGAGGAGUGAGGCCUGCCUAAUGGCUCAUCAAACCGACAAUAGAAAUUGUUUAGGUCGUUUGCCAAGAGCAGAUUAUCGGUGGAGGCAGGGGUUCUGGGUUUGUAGUUGGUGAUGUUCCUGAAACUUUCCACACAGAGGUUGGGUCGUUUUCAGAGAUUUGCUGCUGCAUUUUGUCAUGAUGCUGGUGUUUUGCUUUGACCAAUUCUUUGCUGAACCUGUAUUUAGUGUCUCUGUAGGAGUCCUUGUCCCCCCUUUUGAAUGCAUCUCUCUUUUCUAACCACAGCUGUUUGAGUUUAGGGGUAAACCAGGCUUUGUCAUUGUUAUAACUCACCCUGGUGUGUGAUGGUACGAUGCUGUCCUGACAGAAGUGGAUGUAGGAGGUGACGGUAUCUGUGAACUCAUCUAAACUGUCUGAGGUGGCCUUCAUUACCUCCCAGUCUGUGGUCUCAAAGCAUGCGCGAAGCUCAUCUGCGGCAUCUGUGUUCCACUGUCUUGUUGACUUCACAACAGGCUUGGAGAGUUUUAGCCUUUGUUUGUAAGCUGGGAUCAGAUGGAUGGUCACGUGGUCAGCGAGUCCAAGCGCAGCACGCGCUACUGCAUGAUAGGCCCCUGUUACUGUGCUGUAACAGUGGUCCAGGGUUUUCCCCUCUCUGGUUGGACAUUUGAUAUACUGUUUAUAUUUGGGAAUCUUCUGGCUCAGAUUAGCUUUGCUAAAGUCUCCAAGUACAAUGAUGAGGGAGUCCGGGUACGUCCGCUCCAUGCACAGUAUCUCUUCCGCGAGCGCACGCUGAGCCUCGUGCACGUCCGCGUCAGGUGGGAUGUAAACAGCGCCUAGAUUGAAUGAGGCGAACUCCCGCGGAUAGUAAAAUGGUUUACAGUUUGUGAAAAGAUAUUCCAGAGAUGGAGAACAAUGCUGCGCGAUCACUGUGACAUCUGUGCACCAACCAUUAUUGAUGUAAAAACACACACCUCCACCUGUGGUCUUGCCGGAGAGAGUCGCUUCCCGAUCUGCGCGGAUGAGGUGAAACCCCUCCAGCUGGAGCGCGCAGUCGGGGGUGUCCUCACUGAGCCAUGUUUCAAUGAAGCAUAGAACCCCAGGUGAGGAGAAGUCUGUUUAUGUUCCUCAUCAGGGUCAGCUCGUCCAUUUUGUUGCGGAGUGAGCACACAUUAGAGAGGAAGAUCCCAGGUAGAGCCGUGCGCAGUCCCCGUCUCCUCAGACGCACGAGCGCGCCCGCUCGUUUACCUCUCCUCCUGCUUCUCACUUUCCUGAUCAAAGCUGAUAUUGAAUCGGCCCCGGAUGCAACAAAAAACGUGGUUAAGUCCACCGGAAUCAUAGUGUUGUAACUUAUGAAUUCUUCUCUUGAGUAGGAGAACCCAGAUACGCAAUUUACACACAAAAACAGAACAAUCACAGCGCACCAAAGUACCAAGGCAGCCGUCUGCGGCGCCAUCUUGGAUCAAAUGUAUAUAGCAGAGAUGUUUGAAACGUAUCACCCUUCAAAAUCACUUAGGUCAGCAGGGCGCAUGAUCAAUCUGGAUACAGUCACACUCACCCUGUCACAAAAGGAAGGCUUCAGCUUGAUGGAGAGGAAACGUUUGUGAGGCAAAGAGCUUUUCCAGACAACAUGCUGAACAAAGUGACUCCAAGAAGAAGUGGAUGGAGGAGAACCAGAUGAACCAGCUAACCUGUAAAGCUGAUGAUAUUUUAUAUAAAAUACAAGCUAAAUGUGAUGAAAACACACAAGUCAAAAUAGUUUGAAUUGAAAUAAAAAAUGUUAAGUCAGAAAUAAGACUUGUUCCUGCUCUCCUGAUUUACUGAAUAAUUUUAAUGGGUUUUUUGGUCAUGAAAGUUAAGUUUUGCUGCGUUUACUGCUGACAAUAUGAAGGUUGGAGGUUUAUGCUUUUUUCUGCAUCUUGUAGGUUUUUUUCUCCACAGGUCUGAAAACUAAUUAAAAACUAAACUUUUUCAUGAUGCCUUCCAUUAACCUAUCCUUGCAUCUUUGUUCUACUAGGUCUGUAUCUGUAUUGUGUUAAAUUUAUUUUAUAUGUAUUUUAUAUGUAUACCUAUCAGUGUUGGGAGUAAUGCGAUACAAAAGUAAUUAAUUACUGUAAUACAUUGCUUUUUGCUGUAAUGUGGUAAUGUAAGGCAUUACAGGGAAAGAAAAUGGUAAUAUUUACUCGGUACAAUUGUCAGUAACGCGGUAAUUACAAUGCAUUUUUAACCCCAGAAUCAAGAUGUGUUCCUUAAAAAUUCGAAUUGCGGGAAACCCGAAGAAAGAUCCAGUAUCUGCAUAUAUUACGUCAUUUAUGGACUCAGCUUUGGGGGCAGAGAGGACGCAGCGGUAACAGCUCAGCUACUCAAGCUGCGUCCUGCACGCAGCCGCUGUAACAUUCACAAAAUCGCUCCACUAAAACAAAAGAAUUCACUUGCGAUCGUUCAUAUCAGCGCAUAUUCUCUGGUAUUUUGUGCUUUUCUGACGUGCUUUGCCUCAGCUGAGUUCAUAAUCUGUGCCCCGGUGAUUUCAACUCAUUACUGCUGGAGCGCCGCGCAUGUGAAGAUCCCUUUGGCUGAUCGUUAGAAAGUAGGAAGUCUAGGAACCUGUUUUUUCUGGAAGACGGAGAAAACAUGCAGCAUGCAGGUUAGAGAGAGAAAGGGCAGGAAAUUAUUCAAAUAAAAUCAAGAAAACAAAACAAAGUGCUUGAAAAGAAAAAAAGUAGGUAGAUUUAUCCCCAGUACACAUUUUUACCAGUGAAAAGCAAUAAUAUAUAAGCAUUUAAUAUUUAUACAUGUGAUAGAAUCAGAUCACCCCAGAAGUCAGUCCCACAUCCAGGGCCGUAUCAAGGCAUUUGGGGACCAAGGCAAAUAUAGGCUUGGAGCCCCCACCACCCCACUCGCUGCUCAGUUAAUCUAAGAUGGCAGCGUGUUGAGAGUAAAGAUUGUUGUUGCUUUUAUGUAAUAAACAGUCAUUUUAAAGCACUGUUAUUAUAUCUGACUGCUUUUAACAGCAAUCCUAGCUCAGACACCACGUCACUUUCCACAUAUAUAUCAUGAGCUCACUGAGCAUCAGAUUACUAGAUUCAUAUUGAAGUUGUAUUGGUGAAAGUAACUUAAAAUAAUGCAAAAGUAGUGUAAUGCCUUACAUUUUAAAAUCAGUGAUAUUGUAAUGUAAUGAAUUACUUUAAAAUGAGGGUAACAAGUAAUAAAUAAUGCAUUACGCUUUUGAAGUAACUUGCCCAACACUGAUACCUAUUCUGUGCUGUUUUAUCUUUGUUCUAUAUUUUAAAGUAAAUAAUUGUACUUUAUAUGCUUUUAUUUUUGUGUACUAUGUUCUGUGUCAAUAUUUGAUUUUAUUUUACACAACAUGAUGUGAUAUUUUAACUAUUUCAUUUCACUUGUGAUUGUUUUAACUAUGUAAAGCACAUUUGGCUACUGUUUUGUGUAUGAAAUGGACUAUAUAAUAAACUUGACUUGACUUGA
Messenger RNA from Nothobranchius furzeri (turquoise killifish), 10774 nucleotides. Lineage: Eukaryota; Metazoa; Chordata; Actinopteri; Cyprinodontiformes; Nothobranchiidae. The record is from RefSeq and is a predicted model, not a curated record.